Molecule: messenger RNA, 1467 nt
Organism: Maylandia zebra (zebra mbuna)
Lineage: Eukaryota; Metazoa; Chordata; Actinopteri; Cichliformes; Cichlidae
Product: ankyrin repeat domain-containing protein 34B
Molecular function (GO): protein binding
Source: RefSeq, a predicted model, not a curated record
AUGUUGGACCCUCUGUCAGACUGUAGCCCGCUCAUCAGUGCAGCAUCCUCUGGGAAGCUCCGUCUGGUCCGUCUGCUGGUAGACGGUGGAGCAGAGGUAAAUGGGCGCAACCCUAAAGGAGAGACAGCUCUGCUGGCUGCCUGCAAGGCCCUGAGAGGGGAGCCUGCUGGGUCUGAGACAAUUAAGCUCCUCACAUACCUCCUCCAGAACAAGGCAGAUCCUAAUGCACAAGACUGGGCGGGGCGUACUGCGCUGAUGUACGCCUGUAUGGAGCGUGCGGGAGCUCAGGUCGCAGCCACACUCCUUGCUGCAGGAGCCGACCCAAGCAUGGAGGAUUACUCUGGAGCCUCAGCUUUGGUCUACGCCAUCAACGCGCAGCAUCAGCCUACUCUGAAGGUAUUGAUGGAUGCAUGUCAGGUCAGAGGUCGUGACAUCAUCAUCAUUGCCACGGAGGUGGGUGUGCAUGGAGGCCCUGUGACCAGACGCUAUCUGAAUGUUCUCCCAUCCCCAAACACCUCACCGGUGUCCUGCAUGUCCCCAUCUGACAUAGUCCUGAAGACAGGCUCGCCAAACUCACCCGAGGGCGAAAACAUCUUCAACUUCAGAGCAACAAGCCAACGAGGAAGUAGCAGCAGCAUUAGCAGCAGACGUCCCUCCUGUGAACCACUGAGCCGGUGCAGCUCUCCCCCUCUCAGACAGAGAAUAUCAUCUGAACCCUGGCUAGCGAUUCACAACCUGGCCUGUCUGAACAGAGCUUAUGAGGAGGGCAGGAGGGAGAGGAGCCCACAGGAGGAGAGAGACAGAGAGGAUUUGAGAGGGGAGAGAGGAAGGAGUAAGGGUGAGGAAAAGGAGGAAGAAGAAAAGGAGUCCCAUUUUGAUCAGUCCAGAGUGGAAGAGAGGAGAAGAGGCAAGGUUCAAAGGAGAGAUAACGGAUAUGGAGGAGAGGAUUACAGCCGCAGCCAUGAGGAUUUCUCUUUGAAGACUUCUCAUUUUGUCGUCCCGCUCACUGAGAUGAGCUCGACUCAUGCAACGCCCGGCAGCGUGGUCCUCAAACGAUGUGUCACUCCUGCAGGGUCACUCUCAGACAAAAAGCUCCCCACCGGCCUGCCCCCUCACUCCCAGCUCCGCAGGAAUACCCUCCCCUCUGUCACAGUCGACCCUCCUCUACUUGACCUCCCUCCUUUGGGAAGCCAAUCCACAUCUCACCUCCAGGUUCCAACCCAGGUUUCACCAGCCAAAAGCAGAACCAUGGUGUUUCUGCCUCACCCACCCAGCUCCUCUCCUCCCUCUAGAGCAUCAGUGAGGCCAGCUCUACUCCCUCCACUGCCCUCAGCUUCCUCCGUCACCUCACUGGUUCCUCCUUCUGCCUCCUGCUACAACGAGAGAAACAGGAGGUCACUGCGUCGUCACUCGGUGCAGCUUGAACAGCUAAAAGGAGGAACACGGAUGAACUAUUUAGACAUGUGA